Molecule: messenger RNA, 2062 nt
Organism: Zootermopsis nevadensis
Lineage: Eukaryota; Metazoa; Arthropoda; Insecta; Blattodea; Termopsidae
Source: RefSeq, a predicted model, not a curated record
GAGAUUGUUCUAGUUUAUCUUAUAACCAGUCAGAAAAACAACACUUUCAGUUUGGGGUCGAACGCGGGACCUCCGAACGGUAUGACAACAUCCCCUUCACCCGGAUGUUAAAACAUAACAAGAUGUCUGCACAUAAAUAGCAAGACAGCUGACAGCUAGCGACAAACGAGCAUCAUGAGACGCCUCGUCCUUCUGUGUUUUGUACUGGUGAUAGUGGACAACCUGCAAGCAGGGUCCCUGACGAGCGACAGCGAGAAGUCGAGACAAAAGCGCUUCGUGCUGAAAAGGCUGUUGAAACUGAAGAACAACUUAAUCGGCAGUUUACUGCAACCUGCAGGCACGAUAUCAGCGAGCGGCAUAAAAUCGACUGGUUUUUCAGCGUUUGCUUCAGGAGGAAGUUCAAGCAGUAAUUAUGGCAGCUCUGGAAACAUAGGAAGUUCAACUGGAACUAUCGGUGGCUCCGGGAGUCUAUAUGGUUCCAUCGGAAGUUUUGGUGGCUCCGGGAGCCUAUCUGGCUCAGGUGGAAGUUUCGGUGGCUCCGGGAGUCUAUCUGGCUCAGGCGGAAGUUACGGUAGCUCCGGGAGUCUAUCUGGUUCCAUCGGAAGUUUUGGUGGAUCCGGGAGCCUAUCUGGCUCAGGUGGAAGUUACGGUGGCUCCGGGAGUCUAUCUGGUUCCAUCGGAAAUUCUGGUGGCUCCGGGAGUCCAUCUGGUUCCAUCGGAAGUUUCGGUGGCUCUGGGAGUCUGUCUGGUUCCAUCAGAAGUUUUGGUGGUUCUGGAAAUAAAUACUGUUGUAAGGAAACGUAUGGAGAUAUCGGUCGUGGCUUCUCCAGUUCCUCGGUGCAAGCUACAUCUGGCGGUGUGUACAGCAGCGCCAGCAGCCAGGCUUAUAGCCACUAAGAAAGAACCGACGUUUCGAAUUAACUGCAUGGUUAUAAUUCUUCGCCCUUAAGAUACUUUCCAUACAAUUCUGGAAGUGAAGCAGUCACAUGAUCUGUUAUACUCAGAAUGAUAUUGAAUUGUAGUGGUUGGUAUCACUUAGUACAUCCAAUCACGGCACAAAAUCUGAAAAGGCUGUACCCACUUCUCCCCUGACAAGCUGUGAGCUCUGAAAUAACACCAGGACCUUUCUGUUACUAACAGAUUUGUAGUAGCAAAGCUCACUCGUAACCUGCGUAAUCCGAUAAUUUGAUAACUCUAAUAACCGACACUUGAUGCCAGAUGGACAGAGAAUGUUGCCUUGCCUGCGUUAAAAUCAAUCAACAGAUCCCACGUUAUAUAAGUACAUACACUAACCGUCACUCUUACUUGCACCAAAGUUCGGGCUGCCUUCCUAAACGUCUUUAUGACCAACGUUUCACCUCCUUCGACAAACCUUAGGUUGUUUCUAGGAAUUACAUUUGCAAGUAAUUUUCAACAUUAGUGACGCGUGAAGACCUCAUUUUUCAUCCCAUAAUAUUUUCACCUCCUAAACGCGACCUUCAGAAAAGUUAUUUUGAAAAUUUACCACAGUGUUUCAAGUACUGAAUUUAUUUUAUAACACUACUUGCAGCAUAAAUAAUAAUUAUAUAAUGAAAGUCAUUGUAAAAACAGAGAAAUGUUAUAAAAAUUAACGACGUGUUUUCAAAUUCUGAAAUGAGUGGAUAAAAGGGCUAAAUUCAUUCAAAUACUUCUACUUCUGGUAAUCAAAGAUGGACACAAUUGGAUGUUUUGUAUGAUGGCUAGUUGAAUGAAUGAGCUGGCUUCGUAAUAUGGAGUCCUUGAUUAGUUGACAGCAUCUCAGCUAAGCAAAAAAUAACAGCUUUAAACCGAAUCUUCAUUACCGUAUUAACAAUCAAAUCAGAAUCCUUCUAAGGAUCAGAGGUUUGUAACUUGGCUCCUUCAUCCCCUUUCUGGUGGUGUAGCACCAAAACAACAUGUGUCCACUUCUUCACCACGCAGCUGAUCACAAAAUUAAAAUAUGUAAAAGGGAAAAAAAAAACACUGUUUGAGGCAAAAUAUUCAGCAUAAAUCAAUCCUUUCAUUACCAGCUUAGAGAAUAAAGAAUAUAUAAGGAUUCACCAGA